AUGCAAGUGCGGGUUCUCGGCUGCACUUUCCUCACGCUGUCAGAUCGUGAGGAAAGUACUGCCGAGAACCGGCAGUUGUCAGAGCGAGGAUCGGCACCGAUCAUCAGGGCACUGAUGAUCAGUGCCCUGAUGAUCGGUGCCCAGCAGUGCCACCCGCAAGUUCCGCCCACCUGUGCCCAGCAAUCACCCACCUGUGCCCAGCAGUGCACCCACCUGUGCCCAGCAGUGCACCCACCUGUGCCACUCUGCAGUGCCACCUACCUGUGCCCAGAAGUGCCACCUACCUGUGCCCACCCACCUGUGCCCACCAGUGCCACCCACCUGUGCCCA
Staurois parvus is the source of this 330-nucleotide messenger RNA. The record is from the annotation of a GenBank genome assembly. Lineage: Eukaryota; Metazoa; Chordata; Amphibia; Anura; Ranidae.